Molecule: messenger RNA, 2195 nt
Organism: Silurus meridionalis
Lineage: Eukaryota; Metazoa; Chordata; Actinopteri; Siluriformes; Siluridae
Gene: septin8a
Product: septin 8a
Exons: 10
Coding region: 191-1456 (421 amino acids)
Biological process (GO): cytoskeleton-dependent cytokinesis
Cellular component (GO): septin ring; cell division site; septin complex
Molecular function (GO): GTP binding; molecular adaptor activity; GTPase activity
Source: RefSeq, a predicted model, not a curated record
CGCGUGCGCGGUGGUGUUCGGGUAGUGACAGUGUGUUUCAGAGAGAAAGGAAGAGAGAGAGAGAGAGAGAGACACACACACACACACACACACACACACACACAGAGAGAGAGAGAGAGAGAGAGAGAGAGAGAGAGAGACUCUUCCUGUCCGCAUCUCUCUGGUACACCUCCUGCCCCACAGUGUGAUCAUGGCUGCCGCGGAUGUGGACGUGUUUUCUGAUGAGCAGAAGAGGGCACUGGGUCUGGGUGGACAUGUGGGCUUUGACAGUCUCCCUGAUCAGCUGGUCAGCAAAUCUGUAUCUCAGGGUUUUUGCUUCAACAUCCUGUGUGUGGGUGAGACAGGAAUCGGGAAGUCCACACUGAUGAACACACUUUUUAACACCAUGUUUGAGAAUGAAGAAGCCAGUCACUACCAGAACGGUGUGUACCUGCGGCCCAGAACAUACGACCUGCAGGAGAGCAACGUCCACCUUAAACUUACCAUCGUAGACACGGUCGGCUUCGGGGACCAGAUCAACAAAGAGGAGAGCUACAAGCCCAUUGUUGAUUACAUCGACACACAAUUUGAAAACUACCUGCAGGAGGAGCUGAAAAUCAAGCGCUCGCUCUUCAACUACCACGACACCAGGAUCCACAUCUGCCUGUACUUUAUCUCUCCUACAGGACACUCACUCAAAUCCCUCGAUUUAGUCACCAUGAAGAAGCUGGACAGUAAGGUGAACGUCAUCCCCAUCAUUGCCAAAGCAGACACUAUCUCCAAAAGCGAGCUUCACAAGUUCAAGAUUAAGAUCAUGAGUGAGCUGGUGAGUAACGGCGUUCAGAUCUACCAGUUCCCCACGGAUGAUGAAACGGUGGCAGAGAUCAACUCCUCCAUGAACGCUCAUCUCCCCUUCGCUGUAGUGGGUAGUGUGGAGGAGGUGAAAGUUGGCAAUAAGACGGUCAGAGCCAGACAGUAUCCCUGGGGCAUCGUCCAAGUGGAGAAUGAGACUCACUGUGACUUUGUGAAGCUGAGGGAGAUGUUGAUUCGUGUAAAUAUGGAGGAUCUGAGAGAGCAGACACACACUCGCCAUUAUGAACUCUACAGACGCUGCAAACUGGAGGAAAUGGGCUUCAAAGACACCGACCCUGACAGCCAGCCCUUCAGUCUACAGGAGACCUAUGAGGCUAAGAGGAAAGAGUUCCUCGGGGAUCUUCAGCGUAAGGAGGAGGAGAUGAGGCAGAUGUUUGUUAAUAAAGUGAAGGAGACAGAGGCGGAGCUGAAGGAGAGGGAGAGAGAGCUUCAUGAUAAGUUUGAGCAGCUGAAGCGCAUGCAUCAGGAGGAGAAGAGGAAGGUGGAGGAGAAGAGGAAGGACCUGGAGGAGGAGAUGAACACCUUCAACAGGAGGAAGGUGGCGGCGGCCGAGACACUCCCUCUGUCACAGCCAUUCAAAAAGGACAAGGACAAGAAGAAUUGAUUUAUGAGAGUCGUCGCAGGCUGAGUGUGGAUUUUUCCUCCAUCGCCAUUCUGACCAUCAUGUAGAGUUCUUGUUUGUUUUUUUUUGUUUUUUUUUUACUCAUUAUUAUUUUGUAAAAUCACCAAAGACUCUUCUGGAAUAUCAGACACGUGGUCCAAUUAUUCACGUGUCUGAGUGUGAGGAGACACUUCCACUCAUCUUUCCAGCAUUUUUUAUCCUCUUGACUGUCGAGCAUCUCCCUGGUUUUAUUUUAUUUUUAGAGUGUGUGUGUGUGUGUGUGUGUGUGUUUUCUUCUUGUAUGACUGAUUAUAGCUGUGACUCAACUUCACUUCUCUGUUUCAUUUAUUUUAUAGAUUACACUCAGGCGGUGUGUGUGUGUGUGUGUGUGUGUGUGUGUGAUUCUCUCCUGUACCAUGUAGUAGUGUUGGAGAGCUCUACAGUAAUAAUAUUCAGAUUAUUUCUGUAUUUAGUGUUUUCUCGUUAUCACUGUAUUUCCUGUGUUUCUGUUCCUGGUGAUGUUUCAGACCUGAAACCAUCUGUUAGUGUCUGAUACAAUUUACACCAAGGUGUUUAUGUGGGGUUUAAUUAUUAAGGUGUAUUUUUAUAUAAGAGAGAGAGAGAGAGAGAGAGAGAGAGAGAGAGAGAGAGGGGGAGGUUUUAUAUAUGAUGUGAUUACAGACACGUGUAUAAAGUCGAUGUAUUCCAGACGAGUCUAUAAUAAAUAUUAAUCUUCAUUUAA